Messenger RNA from Neurospora tetraspora, 2199 nucleotides. RefSeq lists its product as uncharacterized. Bases 1 to 2199 code for a protein of 732 amino acids. The transcript is spliced from 4 exons. NCBI's taxonomy places the organism in Eukaryota, Fungi, Ascomycota, Sordariomycetes, Sordariales, Sordariaceae. The record is from RefSeq and is a predicted model, not a curated record.
AUGGACAGCCGACAGAACUUCAACAUGAGCAUCCGAAACGUCGUCAACACGCCCCAGUCGGGACAAUCCGACUACCGCGGGAAUCCUGAAAUUCGUACAUCAGAACACCCCUACCAUCCUUCUACUUCCGAGUUCGCUUUCCGGCGUCCCGUUGGAUUCAAUGUGCCGCGCCAAUUCGAGAGCGCCAACUAUGCUACCGGCGCGCAUGGUGACCACCCCGGUAUGACGUACGAGGGGACAAAUUACACCAUGACCCCUCAAACCUUCGGGGUUAACAAUCAAACGUCCCACCUCGUUUGUUUGUUCAAUAAGGGGUCACGUAUUGAGACCAUUCACUUCCAUCCCGACUUGCCCCUCACAAUAGCAAAACUCCGUUCUUCCGGAUAUUCGCUUGGCCUUGACCUAAGCUCUCUCAGCAUGGCUCCGUCUCGCAUCAAACCCCAGUCACCCCUGGAGGGUUCGACGUGGUCUCAGCAGCAACUGCCCACCCCCCCUCACAAUCGCGGCGGCCGACGCAACGUUCGCAUGGAGAACUCAACCAGCAAUACGCCCACGGUUGACCAGUCUUCUCCUGUGGCCGACAAUGCCAGCGUCGAGGAAGAUGACCAGGAUUUGAAUCUUGAUUGGGUGACCAGAGCCGCCAGGUAUCUGGACCCCCGAACCGAGGAAGACCGCACGGAUCGUAUCGCCCUGGAGGCCGACCUUCGCCGUGGUGGCACUCGUUGCUACCACACCAGCAAGUGCAACACCAACGCGCCACCCCGCAAGGCCGUAUCUCAGUUCUUUGGGCGCAACAAGAAGGCAACGAGGCAAAUGCCUGAUCGUGUGUGGUGCAAUCUCUGUCGCAAGCACUACCAGCGCGCUCGUUACCGUAACUUGGCCGAGUACUCUCUUGAUCAGUGCAAUCUUAUCAUUGGCACAAUCGUCCGGGCCCAGAUCUGGUCCGAUAUCAGCCAUCGGGAGAAUCCGCACCUGAAGGGGGGAACUUUGAACGGAUGGAAGCUUGUUCCCCGUAAGCGCGAGCAACAGCGUCAGGAAGAGGCCAGCAAGGCGCGUGAGAAAGCACGUCUCCAGAGGGACAAGAAGCGGCCGCGCGACGACUAUGACGACGAACUCGAUGAACUCGAUUUCCUCCCGACCUCUAGGGUCGCGCCUGCCCUGCUUAGGCUCUGUGAUCGUGUGUACUCGUCGGUCCAAAUCAUCGACAUCAUCGACGAGCAUUUCAAAGCGCCCCUUGAGGAGGCCCUCAACUCGGGCCACCCCUCACAUGGCCUCCCUGACGUCGAGAUUCUUCCCGAGUAUGAUGGUACUGAUGAAACCCUCGAGAAGGAGCGCAAGGAGAAGGCCAACAAGAAGAAGGCCAACUCGGGAAACGUGACUACCCCUGAGAAGCGUCGCAAGCAGGCCACUCCGGGCACCGACUCGGAUGACUCGAACUAUCGCUACACGCCUCAGCAACGCACUGCUUACGGCUAUGACGACAGGCAGUAUGCCGGAGCUCACAACAACCUCCCCUCCCCCAGCCCCAGCAGAUCUAACUGGCCGGCCCAUUACUCCCAAGGUCCCUCCUAUUCUUACUCAUCCGGCAACGGCUAUAACGACUACAACGACAGGUCAUAUGCUGAGCGCCAGACCGGUGUCUCCUCUCCCAACCUUAACAGAUCUGACUGGGCUCCUAGCUAUCGUCAAACCCCCUCCAGCUACUACCAGUCUAGCAACUCGGUCAACAAUGGGCUCCAAAACAACACAUCCGCCACCUACAGCGGUAACACCCUUGCUCCCAUCGGUUCCGGCCGCGGAUAUAUCAACCCAAGCUAUACUGGCCUUACCCCCAGUUACAGCGCCCCCGGCGGCUUGGGCACCAGCAACAGCGGCAGCAUGUCAUCGUCUGGAGCUGGCCUGAACCCAAUGCUCCAGAACGACAACUCCUUCUAUCAGCCAGUUACGCAGAGAAGGGAGACCAUCGCUGCUUACCGCACUACUACCCAGCCCUCAUACGAGCCUCGUCGCACAUUCUCUGAAGCGAACAACCAGUACGCCGGCGGUCCCCCCAUCACCGCUUCGCAUGCCGCUUCUAUCCUCACCAACUUCCAGGAUAACACACGUCAAAAGUACGAAGGUGGAAGUAGUGCGUCCGAGUCCAUGCAAGGACCUGGAUACCCAGACUACUCGUCGGGCAGUUAUCCCAACCGUUACUAA